Molecule: messenger RNA, 2547 nt
Organism: Dichomitus squalens LYAD-421 SS1
Lineage: Eukaryota; Fungi; Basidiomycota; Agaricomycetes; Polyporales; Polyporaceae
Product: nucleolar complex-associated protein 3
Exons: 8
Coding region: 1-2547 (848 amino acids)
Biological process (GO): DNA replication initiation
Cellular component (GO): nucleolus
Molecular function (GO): chromatin binding
Source: RefSeq, a predicted model, not a curated record
AUGGUCGUCAAAAACACCAAGAAGAGGGUCGCUCAACCCGCGCAGAGGCCCUCAAAGAAGCGCAAAGUAGCCGGCGACAGCCAUUCCUCCAAGACCAAGACCAAGGGGAAAGAGAGGGCAUUUGACAGGCCCACCAUCCCUAUACCCAAUCUAGGCGGGGAAGAAGACGUUGAGCUAUCGGAAGACGACGUAGAUAUGCUGGAAGAGUACGGAGGUGCCGUCUCAUUCCUCCGGUCACUGGACGAGAAGGGAAUUGCGAGGAGCAAAAAGGAGACGGAGCGGCUACACCAGCUGCACAAACCGGUCCGAAAACGCGUGGAGGACGACCUGCCUUCAAUCAACUCCGCCUCGGAGGAUGAAGGGGAGGAGGAAUGGACUUCGGGCAUCAGUGCCGAUGAAGAUGUGUCGGGUGAUGACGCUGCGUCCGACUUCGACGACGACGAGAGUUCAAUAGCGGAGUCCUCCAGCGCAGGUGCGCAACGUAGACGUCGGCGGAAACCCAUCGACUCUGACCAAGAGGAGCUAUCUUUCGAGAACCAACCUCGGAGGCGCCGACCUGAAUGGGAGCCCAAAUCCGAUGAGGAUAAGGGCAUUGAGCGGCUACCAAUCAAGCUAGCGGACGGGCGCAUACAGAAAAGCGGGAGUAAGGUCGUUCUGGAGGCGAGCGAAGACAGCGGCCUAGACAGCUACGAAGAGAGCGCUCACGAAACCGCGGCAAGCGCUCCUCGGCCCCGAUUCGAGGAUGUUUCUACAGGCGCCCGAUUUGGACGCGCAGCGGUUGCGGACGUAAUUGGGCAGAAGUCACGUAAGGCUCGAAUACAGGGUGCGAAAGAGCAAAUCGCUGGCAUCUGUCAAGAGAUCCUAGGCGAUCCUGAAAACAGCCUUGGCCUCUUGCGGCGUCUUCACACUUUCUCUCUCCCCCAAAUUUCUACACCGACGCAUCCGGAACCUAUUCCCAAUGACAUCGUCAUCCGCAAGCUUACGUUCCUGUCUCAGCUCGCGGUAUUCAAGGACGUUAUCCCGGGUUAUCGGAUCCGUGCCCUCACGGAUAAGGAAAAGGCGGAGAAGGUCAGCCAAAUGGUCCAGCGCACCCGAGACUGGGAACAGGGGCUCGUGGGCAUAUACCAAUCGUAUCUUCGCAGCCUAGAGGUUGAGCUGAAAGCGAAGAGUGAAUUGGCGGAGACGGCGCUUCAUUGCAUGUGCACGCUUCUGGUUGAAGUCACGCACUUCAACUUCCGCGUCAAUCUAAUGAGCUCAAUUGUCGCUGCCCUGAGUCGCAAAUCUUGGGAUAAGUCUUCCGACCUGUGCCUAGACACACUCAUCAAGGUUUUUCGCGCCGACAACAGCGGAGAACCUUCCUUGGAGAUCGUGCGUCUCCUCAACCGCAUGAUCAAGGAGCGCAAGUACAACGUCCACCCAGAGGUUCUCUCCUGUCUGCUCCACCUCCGUCUAAAGUCGGAGCUCGGCGUCCGAGCGUCCGAGACGAAGGCUGACAAGGAUAACGGCGCGGGCGGUGGGAAGACAUUCUCUAAAGGCCGCGCCGCGACCCGUCGUGCGAAGGGCAAGGCGGUUGACCAGCCUCACCUGAGCAAGAAGGCGAAGAAGGUGCUCAAAGAGCGCAAGGAGAUUGAGAAGGAGAUGCACGAAGCGGCGGCGGAGGUCGACAAAGAUGAGCGCGCAACGAGACAUACCGAAACUCUCAAGCUGUUAUUCGUGCUCUACUUCAGUAUCCUAAAGAGCCCGAAGCCGACACCACUGCUCCCCGCGGCGUUGCGAGGGAUCGCGCGGUUUGCGCACCUCGUGAACAUCGACUUCUUCAAGGACCUGUUACAGGUCCUGAAGACGCUCAUGACGCGCGACCAAGAUCUUAUUGUCGACACAAAUACGGAAAUAUCUGGGCUCCCAGCCAGCUCUAGUCUUGCGGCUUCCUCGGGACCGGGCCUCCAAGGCGUGUCAAACAUCGCCACCGUACAGCAUCAGCUCUUGUGUGUCGUGACAGCGUUCGAGCUUCUGUCCGGACAAGGAGAAGCUCUCGACAUUGAUCUGAGCGACUUUGUCAACCGCCUAUACUCCAUCCUCCCGUCCCUCGCGUUGAUGCCCGACAUCGAAGUCGCGCCGACCUCAGCCCGCGCACAGGCGAGCGUCCGCGGUCUGUCCUCACCGCAGUCCCCGGCGGACACGCUCUUCCGUGCCCUCCAGCUCGCAUUCUCCCCGCGCUCUGCCUCCGCCGCGCCCCCGUCCUGGCGCUCUGCCGCGUUUUCCAAACGCCUUCUGUCAGCGGCGCUCCAGUGGCCGCCCGCGACCGCCGCGCGCGCAGUCGAGUUUGUGGCGGGCAUGGUGGAGCGGGACCCAAAGCUCGAAGCACUGCUGUCCACGGAGGACCGUGCCGGGAACGGGGUGUACCGCCCCGACGUGGACGAUCCGCAGGUCUGCAACGCGUUUGGGUUCGGGAGCGCCUGUUGGGAGCUGCGUACGCUCGUGUCCAGUCACUAUGCCGAACAGGUCCGCGUCGCCGCAGCGCGGUUAUUGGAGUCGCGUUCCUCAUGA